Messenger RNA from Ictidomys tridecemlineatus (thirteen-lined ground squirrel), 3212 nucleotides. It is a transcript of the gene Evx1, whose product is annotated as even-skipped homeobox 1. The record is from RefSeq and is a predicted model, not a curated record. Lineage: Eukaryota; Metazoa; Chordata; Mammalia; Rodentia; Sciuridae. Gene Ontology annotation, molecular function: RNA polymerase II cis-regulatory region sequence-specific DNA binding; DNA-binding transcription factor activity, RNA polymerase II-specific. Gene Ontology annotation, cellular component: nucleus. Gene Ontology annotation, biological process: regulation of transcription by RNA polymerase II.
UCAAAAGCGUAUUCAAAUAUCGAGUCCCGCUGCCUCUGCGGAACUCGCCUGCUCGCCUUAAGCUCUUUUCUUUCUGCUGAAUUCCAUUUGCAUCCCCUCUGCCUGGGUGUCUCCCUCUCAGUAUGUGUGUCUCUCUGUCUGUUUUCACACUCUCCUCCCCAUUCGAGCGAGGCCCACACCUGGCGCAUCACUGCUGAGCCAUUAGCUGCGGGUCUCCUUUCAUCUUCCCUGUGGCAGACGUUUCUAUUUAUCCACUUGCGCUCGCAGAGUGGCGUCACCAGCGGUACUGUAAUGACGAUUGCAGCAGGAGGAUGACAGCUUAGAAAGAAGAGGGCAAUGGGGCUUCCUCCCAGAGGCUGUGCGGCACAGAGGAGCGCUCGCAUCACAAGGUGACCCUAGCUCCCCACCGCCACCUCCGCGGUCGCCGUCGACAUCACUCUCCGACCACUCUGCGCUCGUCCAUUCGCCUGGCUUCUCGCUCCCUUUCGCAGUCAAGAUCUAUCCGGCUGCUAGGGUCCCUGGGAGCCGGGGGUUAGGAGCUCACUUGGGGCUUCCCCCUCCCCCCUCCGGAGAGCCCCAGGAUGGAGAACCGAAAGGACAUGGUUAUGUUUCUGGAUGGGGGUCAGCUUGGCACUCUGGUUGGCAAGAGGGUCUCCAAUUUGUCCGAGGCCGUGGGCAGCCCGCUACCCGAUCCAUCCGAGAAGAUGGUGCCCCAUGGUUGCCUCAGCCCGCGAGCCGGCCCUCCGGUGGCCCGGGAGCGCGGUGGGGCAGGUCCUGAGGAGGAGCCGGUCGAUGGACUAGCAGGCAGCGCGGCGGGGCUGGGCGCCGAGGCACGGGCAGCUGGGGCGGCCAUGCUUGGCCCGGGACCCCCGGCCCCCUCGGCCGACAGCCUUUCUGGGCAGGGGCAACCAAGUAGCUCAGACACCGAGUCGGAUUUCUAUGAAGAAAUCGAGGUGAGCUGCACCCCGGACUGCGCCACCGGGAACGCCGAGUACCAGCACAGCAAAGGGCCCAGCUCCGAGGCACUGGCCGGCAGUCCGAACAGCGGCAGCGAGGCCCCCAAGAGCAACGGUCCCGGCGGCGGCGGCGGGGGUGGGGGCGGCUCGCCAGGCACCCUGGCCUGCAGCGCCAGUGACCAGAUGCGCCGUUACCGCACCGCCUUCACCCGAGAGCAGAUUGCGCGGCUGGAGAAAGAAUUCUACCGGGAGAACUACGUAUCGAGGCCGAGGAGAUGCGAGCUGGCAGCCGCCUUAAACCUGCCAGAAACCACUAUCAAGGUGUGGUUCCAGAAUCGGCGCAUGAAGGACAAGCGGCAGCGGCUGGCCAUGACGUGGCCUCACCCAGCUGACCCCGCCUUCUAUACGUACAUGAUGAGCCACGCUGCGGCCGCGGGCGGUCUGCCCUACCCCUUCCCAUCGCACCUGCCCCUGCCGUACUACUCGCCCGUGGGUCUAGGCGCCGCAUCCGCUGCCUCCGCCGCCGCCUCUCCCUUCAGCGGCCCCCUGCGCCCGCUUGACACGUUCCGCGUGCUCUCGCAGCCCUACCCGCGGCCCGAACUGCUGUGCGCCUUCCGCCAUCCGCCUCUGUACCCGGGCCCAGCGCACGGACUGGGCGCCACGGCCGGCGGCCCCUGCUCCUGCCUUGCCUGCCACAGCGGCCCGGCCAACGGGCUCGCUCCCAGGGCUGCCGCUGCUUCGGACUUCACUUGUGCCUCCACCUCCCGCUCGGACUCCUUCCUCACCUUCGCUCCCUCGGUGCUGAGCAAGGCUUCCUCUGUCGCUUUGGACCAGAGGGAGGAGGUGCCCCUCACCAGAUAAGGGGUCGCCCGCGGGCUGCCAGCUCCAGGACGCCCGUGGGGGCCCCCUCCCGGGGACUCAGCCAGUGCCUCUCCUGUCCCCAAGAAACUGAGGGGAAAGGAGAGGGCCGCGAACGACAAGCGGGACUCGGCCUCUAGGAUGGGGACGCCCAGGAAGCGGCAGUGGCUGGCGUGUUUGAGGAGCAGAGGGGGGACGGGAAAGGAGAGAUUAGGAGAGCUUCCUUUAGGGUGGCCUCUCUUUGCUGUUUUUCACCGCUACCACCACCUUUGACCGAGGUUGAAGCCAUGGCUCAACAGCUAAACAAAACUUAGCAGCAACAGCGUAUCCGGACCCUUUGCAUCGCCCCCAUAUCGCACUCCUUCCUCACCUGAGCCCUCUCUCUUCUGCCAAGGCUAAGCACUGGAAGGGGAAAUUGCUGUCUCUUUGAACAAAAUGCUGUGUAUGCAGAGCAGGUAGAGAUUAAUCUUCACCAGCUUUCCCAAGGCAUAGCAAGGGGUUUGAGGAUGGCAACACACCAGUCUUUUAGGGGAGAGAGAGUGAGAGAUGAUUUACUGCCAGGGAGAACCAUGCCCUUGGCACGGAAUCUGGAGGUUUCACACCCUCCUGGAGUCUCAGUUACACAGCAUUUUCUGGUUCCUACCAGCACCUGAUCUCUCCUCAUUCCCCUGCUUUCUGACACAUCUCAACUUGAAACUCUAGCCCAGCGCCGCCCCCCUCCCCGUUUUUGUUUGACGUUGGCAGGGAAGCUGCAGAUGCCCCAGGGCCCCUGGGCAGCUUCUAUGAGGCCAAGCCUCUUCUCCCAGAACCCCCACACACUGAUUAGCAAGUGAUGUGUGCAAGGAGGGUUUUUGAAUGUUGAAUGUAUGUAUAAUAAUGAUCACCAUGGGCUGGCUACCAAGCCCAGAGCUGAGCUGUUAACAAGGCACCCAGGGAAGAGCUUAGGGAGUGGGGACUUCACCUUCCUCAGUUUCUGAUGGCAAAUUAGAAGUUAUUUUCAUCCAUUACCUGUUCACCUUCAUGUAACCAGGAGCUUUCUGGCCAAUCCCUUUGCAUUUGGCAUUUUACAUCCUCUCAUUUUCUCCAAAGUUGCCAUAGGGGCUUGACUUUCAGAUAACAACUGGGAGCCUUCUGCCCCUAAAAGGUGUUCCUGUCUCUACCCUUCACCAGGGUUUAUUUGGGAUCCAUUCCAGAACCCUCACUCUCACACUCAUUCUUGCAGCGAGUUUUUGAGGUAGAGAAGAACUUUUACUUUCCAAUGCAAGCUUCACCCCCCACUGGGAGGAAGUGGUUCUCCCUAUAGGGAAUGAAAUUGGUUUGGUUUGGGAUUUUCCUUUAAAGCCCAAAGACUUUGUUGUUAUGAUUUGUUAACCAUAUUGCAAUAAAAGCUGGACAUGA